AUGAGAGCUGAUGAUAUUAUCAGUAAAACUUACAGCAUUCCAGACUGUUGGCACACAGCAUUAACUAAAAAGGGCCAACAAUUUGAAACUGUUAAUGAUUUAAGACUAGCGUUGCAAUACUAUUCCAUGGCGAAAAAGUUUGACUACGACUUUGUAAAGAAUGAACCUAAACGUAUCCGAGUUAUUUGUCGAUAUAAGGAGAUGUAUGUAUGCCCUUGGAUGUUGUUUGCAUCCCCUGUAAAAAAUAAAAAAAGAAUUGAAAUCAAAAGGUUUGUGAAUAAACAUAGUUGCGGACAACAUACUAACUUGUCAGGGCAAUCACGGGCAUCUCGUAGAUUCGUAGCAGAGCAAUUGCGACCUGUCUUAAAAGUUCGACCUGAAAUCCGCCCAAAGGAUGUGCAAAAGGAGUUCCUCACUCGAUAUGGAUUGAGACUUGAAUACAGUAAGAUAUGGUGGGGCAAAGAAAGAGCGCAGGAGGCUAUGUACGGUGAUAGUUAUGAGUCUUACGAUCAAUUAAGAUGGUAUGAGCAAAAGGUGAAGGAAACAAAUCCAGGAAGCUACAUUUGCAUUGACCAGAAUGAAGGAAGGUUCAAAAGACUGUUUAUAUGUUAUAUACUGUACGAAAGGCCAGACUCAUAUAAUCCUCCCCAUCAACUGGUUAUUAUUUCUGAUGCCGACAAGGGAAUCCAAGAAGCGGUGAGAGAAUAUUUUACUGAAGCAAUUCACUCAAGAUGUGUUCUGCACCUGGUUGAAAAUUUUAGAUCUAAGCGAAAGGAUUUGGGAUUGAAGGCAAAGGACACACAUGUUUUGGAGAAUUUGCUCCAAUCAGCUUGCUAUAAAUACACUGUUGUGGAAUGGAACGACUACAUGAAGGAUAUAUAUGAGAUGUCUCCAGCUGCAUAUGAGAUUGUAAUUAACUACUCGCCAGAGCAUUGGGCGAAUGCCUUCUUCCCUGGCAUUAGAUAUGGUCAUGUAACCUCUAACGUUGCAGAAUCCUUUAACAGCUGGAUACGUGAAGCUCGAAUGCUGCGUAUCCUGCAAAUGGUGGAGCAUAUCUGCAAGCAAAUUAUGACUCGCAUGAACAACAGACGCAUAAUGGCUGAAAAGUGGACAAGCUAUCUUUGUCCUAAAGCUGAGCAGAUUGUUAGAGAACAUAUGGAAAGAGGAUCUACGUUAGAGAUUAAGCAAUCUAGAGAUGAUAUAUUCGAAGUGCAAUCAUAG
This is a messenger RNA of Asparagus officinalis (garden asparagus), 1221 nucleotides long. RefSeq lists its product as uncharacterized. The coding region runs from base 1 to 1221 and encodes 406 amino acids. The transcript has 3 exons. The record is from RefSeq and is a predicted model, not a curated record. Lineage: Eukaryota; Viridiplantae; Streptophyta; Magnoliopsida; Asparagales; Asparagaceae. Gene Ontology annotation, biological process: DNA transposition. Gene Ontology annotation, molecular function: transposase activity; DNA binding.